UUCCGCAGCGCACGUGUCCGAGGACGCUGUUGGAGGGCCCCGCUGCCAGCUCGUGCGCCGUCUAACACCGCCGCCUGGGAAGGUUGGUGUCUGCGGCGGAAGAGCGUUGUCUCGAAGAGUGCAGACGGCUUGGAGCGUCGUCCGAAACAGCGUCAGAUCGAGACAACGUUCAUAGGACGGCAAGGGCAAGUCUUCAGAAAACAGCAGAUCAAGUCUCCAGGCGGUUAUAGGACAAAUCCCCAGAUAGGGUCAAGAUAAGUCUCCGGACCGAGACGGGACAUUUCCCGGACCAAGGCAGGACAAGUCUCCAGAAAGUGACCGGGGGAGUCUCCAGACAUCAAAGAGGUGGAAUCCGGAAAAGGAAGAGGUGCGGAAUACGAAAGGUGCAUGCCUCAGAGACGCUAACAGAAUCAAGAUCCACGAUGUGUUCGACGGAAGGACGCAGGACAGAGGCUAGGUUUCUCUUUUCGGUGGCCCUGGUGCAUCUGGCUACCGCCUGCAUGCCGGAAAUGAGCUUCUUCCGGUUUGGAGGUUGCCCAAAUAUGACUGCUGCGUACGGGCAGGACCUUUAUCAGGCCAGCGGACGGUGGUACGUGCUGCGUACCUCGACCAGCAAGGCUUUGUGGCCAGCCACCUGCACGACAGUCGACGUCGGGCAGCCGUACACCAACUCCAGCCGGUACGAGCUCCUGUACCGAUACCGCAAGGCCGAACAUGAUCACGUGGAGGUGGUAAGAGUGGAGCAGGACGCGUCCGGUGGAGGGAUCCACGUGCAGAACAAGUGGCUGCUGGGGCUGUUCGGGCGGGAGCGGCUGGUGCUGGACACGGACGGCUCCGGGCUGGCGACCGUGCUGGCCUGCCAGCCGCUGCUGCUGGGCCACAUGACCUAUGGCGCAGCUGUGGAGCCGGAACGCCACCGGGGUGGACAGCGCUCAGGUGGACGCGGCGCUGCGGGCGCUGGCCGACCGCGGGGUGGCAGUGACGGCGCUGCCGACCGUCACGCAGAAUGAAUGCCCCGGUAACAUCGACCCCAGGUAGACGCGUGGGAGUGCCAGGAUGCGGGCUCGUGCACACGCCGGUGAUGGAGCGCCGUCGUGCGUCUGUUGGGUGCACAGGGGUGUGUUCGGUGUUGAUUUGGCUGUUGUUCGGUUAUUGAGGGAACCAUGAAAUGUGUCUUCAUAUGACGUCACAUGGUUUGGUUAGGCUCAAACAUGCAGGCUCCCCUCGCUGUGUCCGGUUAAGUUCAAGUAUGCAGGCUACCGACCGCCGCGUUUGUUAAGUUCAAGCAUGCAGGCUUACAUUGCUGUGUUUGGUUAAGUUCAAGCGUGCAUGCUCCCAUCGCUGUAUUUAGUUAAGUUCGAACAUACAGGCUCCCAUCGUUGCGUUUAGUCAAGUUCAGGCAUGCAGGGUCCCAGCCCUGUGUUUAGUUAAGUUCAAGCCUACAGGCUCCCAUCGCUGUGUCUGGUUCAGUUCAAGCAUGCAGGGUUACAUCGCUGUGUUUAGUUAAGCUCAAAAAUACAGGCUCCUAUCGCUGUGUUUAGUUCAGUUCAAGCAUACAGGCUCCCAUCACUGUCCCAUCGCUGUGUUCGGUUGGUCUUUGAAAGCAAUAAA
This is a messenger RNA of Pollicipes pollicipes, 1611 nucleotides long. RefSeq lists its product as uncharacterized. NCBI's taxonomy places the organism in Eukaryota, Metazoa, Arthropoda, Thecostraca, Pollicipedomorpha, Pollicipedidae. The record is from RefSeq and is a predicted model, not a curated record. The transcript is spliced from 4 exons. Bases 423 to 1010 code for a protein of 195 amino acids.